Messenger RNA from Sycon ciliatum, 1597 nucleotides. Its product is annotated as transmembrane protein 205-like. The transcript is spliced from 5 exons. The record is from RefSeq and is a predicted model, not a curated record. The coding region runs from base 410 to 1036 and encodes 208 amino acids. NCBI's taxonomy places the organism in Eukaryota, Metazoa, Porifera, Calcarea, Leucosolenida, Sycettidae.
CAUGUACAAUCAUUCAGAAGUGUUACGCAAGUAUUUUGGCUUUGUAUUGCUUGGCGUAUAACUUCUAGGAACACUUGGGAUAGAGCAUCAAAACGCCUUCUUCUUCCUUCAUCUCGUUUGUGUUCGGAGUUCCCUGAAUAUUUUUAGAUCGUUUGCGAAUCGGGAAUAUUUCUGGUUACAAUACCUGUAUUACACUGUAGUCUGUACUAGUAUUAGGCACAAGUACUAUGUUACACGGUGACUGUUUGUAAGACACGUCAGGUUGAUGCCCUUCACCUUGUGUGCGCGACGGUCCAUAGAAACUAGCUGCUGUGUACCUGCAAAAACGACGAGUUGCAGACGCUAGAGCGGUCUCAACAGCACAAGCACAGAAGCGCCUGAGUGACAGCUGAGAUCAAGCAUUGCAAGGAUGAAUAUUGCGGCGUACCAACUCUCGGUGGUUGCCAUAGUUCUGGGCCUCACGGUGUCCCCGGUGUUGCUUGGAAGCGCAGCUGAUGACGUUGUGUCAAAGUUAGUGACCAGUGUUCAUGUGAUGGCGUGUGCUCUGUGGCUCGGCACGUCCCUGUGGAGUGCAACCUUUCAAGGUGUGAUCAUGCUCCAGGUCAUGCCCCGACAUGCCUUCGGUGUGGCCCAGGCGGCCGUCUUUCCGCGCCUCUUUCUCUACGGUGUCAUCUGCACUGGACUUGCGGUGGUGACGUUCGUCCACCAGUAUCCGUCCGCCUUCGCCAGCCGUGAUCAGUUCAUCCAGGCUGUUGUGCUGCUCAUCUCCUUCGCCAGUACAGCAGUCAACUAUGCGCUCCUAGUUCCGGCUUCCAUCACGCUCAUGUUUCAAUGUCAUAAGUUUGAGAAGGAAGAAGGCUUGGGCGAGCAAGUCGGAGAUCCAGAUCGCAGUAAACUCAAGGACAACACGGCAUACUGGGCGAGUCGCCGCGGGUUCCUGCGCUAUCACAUCCUCACGCAGGUGCUCGCUCUCGUCUCCUGCCUGUGCAUGGCGUACCGCGUCGCGGUGCUGGCCAGCCGCCUUACGUCCAUCUGAUCACCUACUACCCACCGCCCUUGGUCUGUACUCUAUGGUGUUUGGCAUGUGCACGCACUGUACAGCAAAGAAGUAGCCAGACAUGUACGCCGCAUGCAUGGCUUUACGCCCAUCUGACGACCCACACAGGCCGCCGUCCUUGGUCUGUACUCUGCAGUGUAUGGCAUGUAUAUGUAUGCCUACACACACACUAUUAUACUAGGCUUGCUUUAUGUAUCCUCUUCCUUGUGGCAUGCUGCCAUCGUCAUACUGUAGAACCCCUAAUUUUAGCAGGUAAAAGUUUUAGUGUAUUUUGAAUCUAGACCCAAUGUAUCCUCCUUGUGGCAUGCUGCCAUCGUCAUACUGUAGAACGGCUAAUUUUAGCAGGUAAAAGUUUUAGUGUAUUCUGAAUCUAGACCCAUUCCCGGUGAAAUAUUUUAGCGACCCGUGUAACUUUAGAGGAAUAUUUGGUCCUGUGCUGUAUUUGGUUGCCUGCUGGUUUGUAGAUUCUUGUUUGAUUGUAUUGAACUUCAUGUCAUUCUAAUUCGUCUUGAAAAGUCACUCUUGAUAGAUACACUCUCA